Messenger RNA from Salvia miltiorrhiza (redroot sage), 947 nucleotides. RefSeq names its product transcription factor TCP14. Gene Ontology annotation, cellular component: nucleus. The record is from RefSeq and is a predicted model, not a curated record. NCBI's taxonomy places the organism in Eukaryota, Viridiplantae, Streptophyta, Magnoliopsida, Lamiales, Lamiaceae. The coding region runs from base 36 to 857 and encodes 273 amino acids. The transcript has a single exon. Gene Ontology annotation, molecular function: DNA-binding transcription factor activity; sequence-specific DNA binding.
UGGGUAAAGACAAAGAUCCUCACUGGCCCCACUUAAUGCCAGAACAAGCCCAAACACCAGCAAUCUGGCCCGAAAGCCCGCACACAAACUCUCAUCGCGAGGCCCGACCCGUUUUUUCUAUUAUAAAAAGUGGGGUCAAUUUCCUUCACUCUCUCUCACAGUCACAGUCUCCGUCUCCGUCUCCGUCUCCUCCGCCGCGACACACUGCCGCCGCCGUCGUCCAAACCCUAAAAAAAAUGUCCUUCUCAGAUAUGAUCCUCACCAAAUUCCCCGACGAAGACGACGCCUACCGCCCCGCUUCCCCGCCUUCCGCUGCCGCGCCGCAUCCCCCCGCGGACAAUUCUGCGAAGCGAGGCGCCGCCGUCGCCCGGACCUCGGUGAAGGACCGCCACACCAAGGUCAACGGCCGCGGCCGCCGCGUCAGGAUUCCGGCGCUCAGCGCGGCGCGCAUCUUCCAGCUGACGCGCGAGCUCGGCCACCGCUCCGACGGCGAGACGAUCGAGUGGCUCCUCCGCCACGCCGAGCCGUCGAUCAUCGCCGCCACCGGCACCGGCACCGUCCCGGCGGAGUCCGUCUCCAGCUCCUCCCGCGCGCUCCCGCCGUCGCGCCCCUCCGCCACCGUUCAGUCGCCGCUGAGCAGCUCGCUGCAGCAGGUGACCGUGGCCGCGCCGCCGGCGCCGGAGACCGCCUGCCGGCUAAACCUCUUCCAGUCGGCGGCGCCGCCGCAGGCCAUGGCGCUGGGGUUCCCGAUGAACGGGUACCGCCACAUGCCGUUCAUGGCAUUGCUGUUGCAACCGGCCACCGCCGCCGCGGACGACGUCGACGGUUACCGCGGUUUAGCCGGAGAUAAUCACUAGAUUUGUACAUCCAACUAGUAGGAGUAAUUAACUGAUCCUAUCAUUAAUUAUGUUUUUAUUUUAAUAAAAUCUUUUUAUUGGAUUUGCGUC